This is a messenger RNA of Phytophthora infestans T30-4, 750 nucleotides long. Its product is annotated as secreted RxLR effector peptide protein, putative. The coding region runs from base 1 to 750 and encodes 249 amino acids. The transcript has a single exon. The record is from RefSeq and is a predicted model, not a curated record. NCBI's taxonomy places the organism in Eukaryota, Oomycota, Peronosporomycetes, Peronosporales, Peronosporaceae.
AUGGGUCUGCCUCUAAUGUCAUCAGUAGUGUUCCCGUUCUCGCUCGCGGCAGGGCUAGGCGGCAGUCAUGCGACCACAACUUGGAACUUGGCUGACUUUGUGAGUCGCUUGAUGAGUGAACUACCGAUCUCCACUCUUUACGGCGUUGUGGCUGGCGACGCCACUCACCUCCACCAUAUCCUUGCACACAUUGGGUUUGCGUUGUUCAGUGGCGUUGAUGUUCCGCGAGUGACGAGACCGAAUAUCCGAACGUGGGCGCAGGAUCUCGUUGCUGAACUCCGUCGUUUAUUGCGCUCGCAUGCGCUCCCUGCUGACGUGCUGGAUCAAGUUAAUGGGUCUGAAGAGCGACAGACGGCGCUUGGGAACGAGUUGCUGCGUGUUGUGGAGCCAUUUAUCCCGGACCUGGUUGAAUACCUAGUUCGAGCCACGUCUGCUAGUCGCGCCGCAGCAUUUGGAACAAGCAGCGCAACUUUCUUGCGCACCAUGGCUCAGCAAGUUGUUCGACAACUACGGGCCUACGCGAGAGGCGACUCGAUGGAAAAUGAAGAUGAUAGCGACGAGCGCUUGAAGCGUUUGCUGCGAGGACUAUUCGUGUGGCUCGGCGUAACCGAGCUCAUCGCGCGCUUUGUUGUGGAUAGUCUGUUGUGCUGGACUGAAGGAGACGACGCUUCUAGUCAUCGUGGCCGUACACGUCAACGGGAGGAAACUGACCCCACUGAUGCGCCAGCUACUAAGCGACGGCGUGAGUAA